UAUAUUCGCCUUCUUCUUCUCCUUCUCUUCUUCUCCUCCCUUCUUCAUUCCCAGUGUCCUGUAAAGCUCACUAUCUUCUGAAACGACAAAUUUCUGUUUAUGCCGCCAUAUUUGACGAUUCUUGUCCACUUACAAGCUCUUUAACUCGCUGACUCAGAAUUUGUUUUGGCACCGGAUCGGUCAGCUAAGCAUUUUAAUGGAUCUGAGGCCUGAGGCCUAGAACUUUCCUUGAAGCUUCUGUUAGAUUUUUACAAUGGAUUUGCCAAAUUAUUGAAAAAAGAAAGAAGCAAUUUCAAAGUCAAAAACUGAAUUUGGUAUUGGAACUGUAAAUUUAUGGUGACAUCAAGUUUAAGGUUUUAAGCCUAUUAUCCCUUUACUGGUUUGACAUUGAUCUCAAUGACCCAUAAGCGCAAUGUAAUUGUUGCAGCUGGCUUACUAGCUUUUGCUGCUGCAGGAUUGGCAUUUCCCUUUUACAUGGCAUCAUCUAGGAGUAGGCCAGUGAUUGAUUCAUCAAAGCCACUUCCACCACAAGCAACUUUUCGAGGGCCUUACAUAAACACCGGAUCACGUGACAUUGGACCUGACCAUCACACUUACCCAAAGAAAUGAUCUAGUUUUCUAUACCAUUGUUGUUGGGUGGGGGGUCAGAAAAACUCCAAUCUCUUUUUGUGAAUUUAUCGCGACGUUCUUUUAUGGUCAUGCUAUUUCUUUUUCUAUUUGUUUCCCUCCUUUUGUUCUUUUUUGGUAUAAUACAUAUGGGGAAAAACUCUGUGGAGUCUGUACUAGGAAUUCUUCUUUGAUUACAUUUCGAGUGAAUGAGCAAUAGCUUGAGAACUACUCUGUGAAAGUGCAUAAAUCCUGGGGAUGAAAUUCUUUUUUUUUUGUGAGUGGUUAAUUCUUAGAAUAUUGAACAAGAUUGUCUUUUUAAAUAGGUGAUUGAAAGCAUUAGGAAGAAAGGAAAGCAGCAGAUUUAUUGCCAAGAUAAAUUGUGGGCUGCAAUGGAUUUUGACUUCAUUACUCUAAACCCUGUACUAAAGAGGGAUCUACUGCUGCUGUUGGCUUUUUAAAUAGAACCUUCUUAUAGUACAAGCUUUCUAAGCUCUAGUACAAGCUUUCUGAGCUCGCUUGGCUAUUCUGUAAAACAGACAUUAGCAUUCUGUCAUUUAUCUUGGUACAGUGAAAAAUGGGAAGAGUGGUAGUAUUUCAAUCAUCUAAUUCUGCAUCAGAGGCAUGCUUCUUUU
Messenger RNA from Jatropha curcas, 1241 nucleotides. RefSeq lists its product as uncharacterized. Lineage: Eukaryota; Viridiplantae; Streptophyta; Magnoliopsida; Malpighiales; Euphorbiaceae. The record is from RefSeq and is a predicted model, not a curated record.